AUGUCUUCCCCAGCCCUCGUGCCGAUGAAAUACGAGCUGUUCCCGCUCGGUUCCAUCAAGGCAGAGGGAUGGAUGCGCAACGACCUACGUCAAUGCGGCGAAGGGCUCGGCGGCCACCUCUUCUACUUCUACCGCUUCGUCAAGGACAGCACGUGGCUGGGCGGGACGUGGGAGUACAGCGCGUUGAACGAGGCGGCGCCGUACUGGUACAACUACAUCGUGCCGCUCGCCUUCAGCCUCGACGAGCUGGCGGAUGCCCGUCUCGCCAAGAGGCUGCGAGAUCAAGCCGAGCACUUUCUUCAGUAUACCCUCAGCCAUCAAAGCUCUGAUGGAUGGUUGGGCCCGGAGACGACGCGGCAGACGCGCGGGAUUUGGGCUCGUUGCUUGUUGCUGCAGGGUCUGAUGAACCAUGCUCUGGCGGAUCCUGAGAAGCGGGCUACAAUCAUGGAUGCAAUGCUCAAGUUUGUCAAGCUGGUGGAGGAAAUGCUUCAGAGAGACUACGAGGGCUACCUGCCAAAGGACGGUGACGAAUUCGACAAGCAAUGGUUCGGAGUUGCACGCGCACACGAGCUGUCGACAACUCUUCAGUGGCUUUACGAUGAGCCUGAGGCUACAGAGUACCGGAGCUUGAUCUGGCAUGUAAUGGAAAUGCUCUGGGAGGGAUCUCGCCUUGCAAAAAGAGACUGGACUGAGUUCUUCACCGAAGCAAACUUCCCGCAAACACCAUCCGUGCGGCACGAGUCAUCAAACUUCCAGCACGGAGUCAACGUAGCGCAAGGUCUUCGAUAUCCCGCACAACUUUACCGCAUGCACCCCUCACCUCAGCUGCUUGAUCUUUCCAAGCAAGCCGUAGAGCGCGUCUUCAAAUUCCACGGAACGCCGGCAGGAUCUCUCAGCAGCGACGAAUACAUUGGCGGUCUGUCGCCGGAGCGCGGAGCCGAGCUCUGCUGCACUGUCGAGUUGAUGUUCUCGCUGUCCUACCUCCAUCGGCUUUACGGCGACAAUGAUUUUGCGGACCGUGUGGAGAUGGCUGCGUUCAACUUCCGGGCUGGAAUAGGGUAUGAUUGGUGGAGCCACCAGUACAUCACGCAAACAAACCAGCCUUGGGCUCGAGAGUUGGAGCUCAAAGAGGGUGAAAAGACGCCCUGGUUCGACGUGUGCCGGUACGCUAACGUCUUUGGCCUCGAGCCUGAGUUUCCAUGCUGUACUGUCAACCAUCCAACCGCCUAUCCGAAGAUGCUCAUGAAUGCGUUCCUGCGAUUUCCUUCCGAGCGGCAGGGGGGAACAAUUGAGGCGAUCCUGCAUAAUCACCUGUUCCCAUCCAUACUCCAAACUGACGGCAUCACCAUUUCCUGCAUGGGAAGUUAUCCCUUCGCAGGUGCCGUUUUGUAUUGGAUCUGUACAUCCAAGCCGUUCGAUCUUUUCAUCAGAAUCCCAGGUUGGGCCACGGGCACCUCCACCAUCGAGCAUGCUGACGCUCAAGAUUGGCCUUCGCGGCAUCGCGAGCCGUUCGUGCAAAAUGUCAACGACAGCGACACGCCGACAGGUCUGCACAAAAUUCGAAUCCCCACCACGCCUAAUUACAGAAUUGCCUUAACCCUUCAGGCACAGAUCCGGGUUGAGCAGCACGCAGACAAGUCUGUCAGCAUUUUCUACGGCCCUCUGCUCUAUGCGUUUUCCAUCGAGGGCCUACAGGAGGAGAUGGAGCCUCGCAACUAUAAAGACCAAGCUUCCCCCUGCCCCGAAAUGCUUGAUACAGGUAGAGAGAUCUGGGGCCAGCGGGCUUACGAUGAAUUUCUGCUCCCGUUGGGGAAUUGGGGCAUCGCCAUCGAUCCCAACCAGGAAAUCAAAGCCAUCUUCAAUCAGCCGUGGACGGACGAUAGCACGAAGAAGGAUUUCCACGAGCUUCCGAACCCCAUCUGGAAGCCGGGCGCGCCGCCUGUAUCGAUCGAGGUCACGGCGGUGGGGGUUGACUGGCCGGUGCGGAACGGCACGGCAGCCCCGCCAAGUGCCGUGGAUACGAGCGAGAGUGCUUUGCAAAGCAAGCCUUUCCGCAUCAAGCUCCAGCCGUUUGGGGCUGCGAGACUGCAUAUCGCGCAGUUUCCAACAGCCAAUCUACCGGAACCGGUACAGAUGGUAGGGCCUACCCCAUCUCCAGUCAGCAAUACCGGCUAA
Molecule: messenger RNA, 2175 nt
Organism: Lasiodiplodia theobromae
Lineage: Eukaryota; Fungi; Ascomycota; Dothideomycetes; Botryosphaeriales; Botryosphaeriaceae
Exons: 3
Coding region: 1-2175 (724 amino acids)
Biological process (GO): carbohydrate metabolic process
Source: RefSeq, a predicted model, not a curated record